Messenger RNA from Eimeria acervulina, 777 nucleotides. RefSeq names its product TBC domain-containing protein, putative. Lineage: Eukaryota; Apicomplexa; Conoidasida; Eucoccidiorida; Eimeriidae. The record is from RefSeq and is a predicted model, not a curated record. The transcript is spliced from 4 exons. The coding region runs from base 1 to 777 and encodes 258 amino acids.
AUGAAGAGCACAUUAGGCUUAAAGGGGGAGACAUAUUUGCUGCAGUGGCUGCUGCCUAUCUUUGCAGCAGACUUCCCUCUGUUUCUGUCUCUAAGGCUUUUAGAUUUAGUUGUCUUAGGGGGCCUCAAGUGUCUCCUUCAGGCUGCCCUUGCUCUACUUGAAGCUAUUCAGGAGCCUCUCCUCUCCAUGGGGCUGGAUGAGGCCCUGGGCUUUAUUCGGGGUGCUGCUGCUGCUGCGCCUUUUGCUGCACACCCUCAGAAAGAGCGGCAGCAGCGGAAGCAACGGCAGCAGCAACAGCAACAGAUUCAGCAGCAAAAGCAGAAACGGGAGCAGCAGCAGCAGCAGCAGCCCUGGUACCGCCAGGCAUCUCUAUCUGGUCGCAACGGCUUGCAAGAGAUUGAGAUGCAGGAGAAACGUCAGCAGCAGCGCAGCAGCCGAGAGAUGGCUGCAGAAAGCAGCAGCAGCAGCAGCAGCAGCAGUCUUACCCCUAGCGAGGCUUGGCUGCUGCAGCGCAUGCAGCGCUUCCGCGUGACAAACAAAAUGAUUGAGACACUUGAGGCAGCCUAUGCCGAGAGGAAGCCCUGCAAGUUGUGCAUCGAACCAGGGCCAACCAGAGGCUGUCUCCGCUGGCGCGUUGUCUCCGACAUCUCCUGCUGCCCCCAAAUGCAGCAGCAGCCCGGGAGGCAUUCUGCUGUCUCCUUUUGUAUUGUUGACCAUUACUUUGUCCCCGCCUCGAACCCCACAGGCCUUGCACCUGAUAAAAAGGAGGCACCUUGA